AUGAGGGAGGCCAGGGUUGAGGAUUUGAUUGACCAUAAACAAGGAUCUAUGACGGUCAGGGAGUAUUCCCUGAAUUUUUUGAAACUAUCAAGGUAUGCUACUUCUCUUGUGUCUAACAGCAGAGACGAGAUGAGUAGAUUGUUGACAGGAAUUGCACAGGAUCUCGAAGAGGAAUGUAGGGAAGCUAUGCUGCAUGACAUCAUGGUUUCCAGGCUUAUGGUCCAUGUCCAGCAAGUUGAGGAAAGCCGAAAGAGGAAACACACUAGGGUAGGGAACAAGUCAAGGCAAGCUGAGGAGAAUUUUUUGGGGAAGAGUAGUACAGAAAUCAGGGAAAAGCCCAGGUUUAAGAAGGGACUCUUCCACCAAGGGGAGUUAAGUUCAUCCAAGGGUCGCCAUGAUAGGAAUUCUGAGUUCAGAGUUAAGAGAAACAAUGAAGUAGAUACAUCUCAGGAGAGACCACCUUGCAGAAAGUGUGGCAAACUACAUGGAGGAGAGUGUAUGAGGGGCACUAAUGCUUGCUAUAGUUGUGGAAAACCGGUUCACAUGUAUGAGGUUAGACUUCCUACUCGUAAGGCUUUAGUUCCUUAUCUCUUCGUAUUUGUUUCUAUUGGUUAA
This is a messenger RNA of Solanum lycopersicum (tomato), 615 nucleotides long. NCBI's taxonomy places the organism in Eukaryota, Viridiplantae, Streptophyta, Magnoliopsida, Solanales, Solanaceae. The record is from RefSeq and is a predicted model, not a curated record.